UUGACCUGGAAAAAGUCGCAUGGUCCAUAAAUAACAAACUUUCCGUCGUCCUCAUUUUACGUUUGGAUGACUAUUGUCAUUUUGACGAUUGUGUGAUUAGUAUUAUGCGUUUACUAGUGGUGGUUACUUUCGCUGCGCUGGUGACGGCAGCGUCAACAGCACAGGUGAUGAACGAAUAUUUAGAGAGAAACGUUGCCGUCUCUGCAGUUCUUGCAAACGGAUGCACAAUUAACAUCAGAAGAGACCUCGAUCAGCUGCAGCCGGUUUACAUCAGAAAUGGCAGGUAUCUCAGCCCUCAUGAGAAUUCGGGGUUAAUCCGUCUCAACACUAACGAGCAAGUCACUAUCGCGUGUACGGGCUAUAGGAAUUAUAUUCGCCAUCCUCAGGUCGCCGCUAACUUCCGAAUUGGUAAUAUACGGUGUGUGAGCGGCGUCCGGGUGAGAUGGCAGAAUAGCCAAAUCGUCAGCGACUUUAAACAUUUUACCUGUAAUGUUCAACCUAUUCCUGACACUCCAAACACGCCAAGAUCAUGCUGGAAUAAUCAAGCAAGACGUAUUAAUGUGGGUUUCACCGUUCAAAACUUUAUUGAACUAUAUUCGUCAUGCUUCGAUGACCGAAAUUUGAUAGCUUUAUACGUAAGCUAUCCACAGACUCGUGAAAACUAUAUAUAUCAACCAGGGGCCGGCCGACCUUAUUUUCAGCCUGGCACCUUCUUCCCUGUGGAUAUUAAUAGACUUUAUACUUAUACGACCCAUAAAAAUACAAUAGCUCGUAUCACUGGCCAAAACACAUACAUUAAUAAUGUGUACAAUAUAACUCGUGGACAUUUGGCUGCCAAGACUGAUUUCGUCUUCGCUACGGGUCAAAGUUCCACAUUCUGGUACAUCAACGCUGCUCCUCAAUGGAGCACUAUUAACUCUGGUAACUGGGAAACGCUGGAAAAGAACCUACGUGCUCGGAUUGCAAAUGCAGGGUACAACACUAUGAUAUACACAGGCACUUUAGGUGUAACCACGCUCCGCCAUAUUGACAAUACUCCUAAAAGGAUCUAUUUGGAUGAUUCUAAUAGAGUUCCGGUGCCGGAGUACUUUUACAAGAAACCAGCUUCGCAUGACGAUGCUGUGCCAUCUGUGGCGCUCUUUGGCGUAGUGGAGCGCAUCAUGGAGACUCAAGCCGAUAGCCGUACAAACUUGGUCGGAUCAUCUCGUGGGACAGCGACCCCACAGACGUUUACCAUCGAUCCGUCUGGUGACCAUUAG
This is a messenger RNA of Hyposmocoma kahamanoa, 1259 nucleotides long. RefSeq lists its product as uncharacterized. Gene Ontology annotation, molecular function: metal ion binding; single-stranded DNA endonuclease activity; RNA endonuclease activity. The record is from RefSeq and is a predicted model, not a curated record. Lineage: Eukaryota; Metazoa; Arthropoda; Insecta; Lepidoptera; Cosmopterigidae. Gene Ontology annotation, cellular component: nucleus; mitochondrial inner membrane. The coding region runs from base 105 to 1259 and encodes 384 amino acids. The transcript is spliced from 8 exons. Gene Ontology annotation, biological process: apoptotic DNA fragmentation.